Aegilops tauschii subsp. strangulata is the source of this 1562-nucleotide messenger RNA. RefSeq names its product purine permease 3. Gene Ontology annotation, cellular component: membrane. The record is from RefSeq and is a predicted model, not a curated record. Gene Ontology annotation, molecular function: purine nucleoside transmembrane transporter activity. Lineage: Eukaryota; Viridiplantae; Streptophyta; Magnoliopsida; Poales; Poaceae.
CCCUCGUCCUAGCUUGGAGCCGGGCAACUUCCCUCCCUCCCAAACCUCGAUCGAGAUCGGCCGGCCGGCCACCUCAUGGAGGUGGAAGCAACAGCCCAGCGCCGCGCGCAGCCGCAACCAUGCAAGGACGGCGGCGCCAAGCAGCUCCCUAGCGGCGCCGCUAAACCGCUCCGCCACAACCCCCUCCUCGUCAUCAACUUCCUCCUCAUGGUCGUCGGCUCGGCGUUCGGCCCGCUCCUCCUCCGCGCCUACUUCCUGCACGGCGGGACCCGAAAGUGGCUCUCCAGCUUGCUCCAGACCGCCGGGUGGCCGCUCCUGCUCGCGCCGCUCAGCGCCUCCUUUCUCUCCCGCCGCCGGAGCAACAAAGACGGCAGCUCGGCCACGCCGCUCUUCCUCAUGUCGCCCCGCCUCCUGGCCGCGACCGUCGCCGUCGGCCUCAUGACCGGCCUCGACGACCUCCUCUACGCCUACGGGCUGGCCUACCUCCCGGUGUCCACCUCCUCCAUCCUCAUCUCCACGCAGCUGGCCUUCACGGCCGCCUUCGCGCUGCUGCUCGUGCGCCAGCGGUUCACGGCCUUCUCCGUGAACGCCGUGGUGCUGCUCAGCGUCGGCGCCGCCAUGCUGGGCAUGAACGCCGGAGGUGACCGCCCCGCGGGGGUGACGCGGGCGCAGUACUACGCCGGGUUCGGCAUGACGCUCGGCGCCGCGGCGCUCUACGGCCUCAUGCUGCCCGUCAUGGAGCUCAGCCAAGCGAGGCACGCGGCGAGGACCGGCGCGGCCGUCACGUACAUCCUCGUCAUGGAGAUGCAGAUCGUCAUCGGGUUCACCGCCACGGCCUUCAGCGCCAUCGGGAUGCUUGUGAACAACGAUUUCCACGCUAUCCCAAGAGAAGCCCGGGAGUUCGGGCUCGGCCAGAUUGGCUACUACCUACUGCUGGCCGCCUCGGCCAUUGUGUACCAGUUCUUCUUCCUCGGCACCAUCGGUGCCAUCUUCUAUGGCUCGGCGCUGCUCGCCGGUGUCAUCAUGACCGUGCUCAUCCCAGUGACUGAGGUGCUUGCUGUCCUAUUCUUCCAUGAGCCAUUCAACGGUACCAAAGGUGUCGCCCUCGCGCUAUCCCUCUGGGGCUUCGUCUCCUACUUAUAUGGAGAGAUCCGAGCCAAGGCACAAGACUCUGACAAACCAUUGAAUACGGAGCAUUUGGACCCUUAGAUGAUCAUACAAGCAUGUAUUCAAUAUGAUACUUCUAUAUUGAACUGCGCCAUUACUUUGUUGCCAAAAAACUGAUAUCUGGUAAAAUAUUAUUGUAUAGGCCUAUAUGUUUGCUUGAUGUGAUUUCUAAAUGGAUCACUAAGGUAGUAAAUAAUAGAACUAUUAGUCCGGCACAUAAAGUGGUUGCUCCAGUUCAAACGACCUUUAUUAAAGGCAGAUAUAUCUAGAUGGUGGGAUCUUCAUGAGUCUUUGCAUGAGAUCAGUACGAGAAAGGAUAGUGAUUUACUCUUUAUGGUAGAUCUUGAAAAAUCUUAUGAUAAGAUGAAAUCGAUUUUUGUGUUUUUUUCUGUUAA